UACCUCAACUUUGGCAGCAGGCGUGAUCCUCCACAGCCCCCGAGGCCAGAUUACAGCGAGAGUGAGAUUUUAAGGGCCUACAGAGCUCAGAAGGAGCUGGAUUUUGAGGACCCGUACCAACACUUGGACAAGGAGCACAAGAAUGGCGGUUUCAGCCCGUGCAACGCAACAGUGAGCCUUCCCUCUUUCCCUGCUUUUGGCUCGGUGCUGCCAAACGGUGUGGAGGUGAAAGUCGUAUCUCCAAAACACAGACUAAUUAAAGUGGACUCCCAGGAGUUUGGUCGCUGUAAAGUUCCCCUGAGUCCGGUGACAGUUCAAGAAGAACCUGUGGUUCCCUCUGCACCAGCAGCAUCAGACGCCGACACGGACUACUCUGAUCCGUUUGAUGCACGUCCAGACCCAAGAGCCAGACCGAACUGGGAGCCCAAAUCUGCACCUACAGACUGCUGCAGCUACAUGGAGCCAUUUGAGGCCCAGAGGAUUAUUUCAGAACUGCAGCACAGCAUGAUGACUAACCGAUCAGGGAGUGGCGACGGCGGCCAGUUGUACGAUAACCCGUACGAGGAGAGGUCUCGCCUUCACCAUCGGGCUGCGCCGCCGACGCAACAGCCAGCCCAGAAGUUCGAGGGCGGCCUGAUAGACAGCAGGGAGAGCCGGCUGCCUCAGGACGACGAGAGGCCCGCAGAUGAGUACGACCAGCCGUGGGAGUGGAAGAAGGACAACAUCUCCAAAGCUCUGGCGGUUCAGUUUGAAGGAGCUGAAAGGGAACGCUCACGAGCUCAGACAGAACAGACCAGGCUCACCAAGCCCAGCACAGCGUCUACCACAUCGGAGUCAACUACGCUACGUCUUGUUGGUGACACUCCUCCUCUCCUGGGAGAAAGAGUGGACCCGUCUCUGCCUCUGGAGAAGCAAGUAUGGUACCACGGAGCCCUGAGCCGCUCUGAGGCAGAGGCUCUACUGACUCUCUGUAAGGAGAGCUCCUAUCUGGUGAGGAAUAGCCAGACCUGCCGGAACGACUACUCGCUCUCCCUCAGGAGCUGCAAAGGCUUCAUGCACAUGAAGUUCACCCAGUUUGAAGACGGCCGCUUCGUGCUCGGGGAGAACAGCCCGCCCUUCUCCACCAUCCCUGAGGUCAUCCACUACUACACCACACACAAGCUGCCGAUCAGAGGGGCCGAGCACAUGUCCCUGCUGUACCCCGUCAUAGUGCAGACCCUCUGACACUGACAAAAUACGUGUUUCUACUGGUGCUACUGAACACAAUAUAUACUCGGUAUUUACCCAUUUUUCCUCCAUGUUUUGUCACUGCCAUUCUACCUACUAAGUGAGUGGACUGUUUGAUGCCAUAUUUUCCUUUGCUGUUUUACCAUAAUCCCAGUAACUACACUGGCAACUUAACAAGAGUUAGAGCUCAGUGCCUCAUGAACGUACGCCUGUGAAAUGGUAUCGUCACUGAAGUCCAUGUAUUUUUAAAUGCCGCGCACUCCUGAAAAUCAGCAAAUAUAAUUGACAAUGAAAUGGGCAGCUGAGUAGUUUUAGGUCAAAGGGGAGAAGAAAAAUUCUCGAGAUGGUAGGAUUUUUUAUAAAACUGCAUGAGGAUUUGUUUCUGUUGCCCCGGUAGAUUUGUUUUAGGUCCAGACAGCAGUUUAUUUUAAUCUUUUAAUCGAAAAAAACAAAACGAGCAAACAAAGCUAUGGAGGUUGGGUGAUCUAAAAUCAGCGUAGACGGUGUAUGUGCAGUCGAACAUGUGCUGCAAUUAAACAGUACCGUUAUUGUUAUUCUUUAGAUACUAUUCAAACCAAACACUAUCUGAGGCCUGUGAAUGUUAUGUGACGCUGUAGUCGUCUCGGUUCAUCGUGUUAAUGUGUGAACAACGCAAGGCCACGCAGCCGUGACAUGUUAGCUUCACACAAUAACAGACUCCUGCAAUAACUAGUUUAGAGGAUAAUAACUGCAGUAUUAUACCAAGAGCUUGUGGCUUUGUGGUUAUUAUUAAAGAAGCUUUGGUAGAUUAUUUACUUGUGCUGUUUUAUAAGAUUGUAAAUGUCUGUUGGAAAUAAAGUUGUGUUUUCAAACCA
Molecule: messenger RNA, 2081 nt
Organism: Mugil cephalus (flathead mullet)
Lineage: Eukaryota; Metazoa; Chordata; Actinopteri; Mugiliformes; Mugilidae
Product: SH2 domain-containing adapter protein F-like
Exons: 7
Molecular function (GO): phosphotyrosine residue binding
Source: RefSeq, a predicted model, not a curated record